UGCCAUGUCAGCAACAGUGCCAUGUCAGCAGUGCCACGUAAGCAACAGUGCCACGUCAGCAGUGCCCCGCCACCAUGACGGGCUCAGUUCUGGGCAUGCCAGGCCAACUGGCAAAUGAGUCCAUUGCCGAGUACCGACAGCGUUUCGAAACUCAGCUCGCACUAAUCGGGGCUGAGGAACAGCGCCAGCUGGCAGCCGAGGCUGUCCGCCUACAGGCUGAAGUGGCGGCAACAGCUGAGAAGCAGCGGCUUCAGGCCGAAGCAGACGCAGAUACCCAGGCACGCCGCAAGGAAGCCCAGGAUCUGCUACAGCGGCAUGAAGCCACCAGCAUCAAAAAGCUCAAGUUUUGGCACUUCGAACCAUCCGAGGAGCACGAUGACGCGACACCGGAAGAGCGGCACAAGGAAUUCAUGGCCAAACUCGUGACCAGGUUGGUUUACACUUGUAACCACCUGCAGUCCAAGCUGGCGAACCUCCAGCGGGCCGUACGGAACCACAAGGCUCAGCACGAGGAUGCAGCACAGGCACUUGAUUCCCGUCUCACGGAAUGGCAAAAGAUCGCGGCAACGCCCGAUCUUGACUUGCCAUUUUCACAUCUGCGCCGCGAGUUCUACAACCGGUCAUGUGCCGCCUUGAGCCUUGCACUUGGUGAUCGCGAGCAAUAUGCGACCUUCGCCGAAAUCAUCGACAAGGCAAGGGAGAUCAUCAAGACCAACAGGGCGGCUGCACACGAGAAGUCAACAUGGCAGCCGACCUAUGUGGAGAAGGUAAAGACUGGUCCGCGGCCGCAGCAUGUCGCUGCAGUCCAAUCGGACAACAUUGUGGAAGACCCGGCAGCCACCCAAGCGUCACGUGAGGGAGAUCAGGUGGCUGCUGUCCAGCCGCGAAGCAACAACGAGUCCCGAGAAAACGGGAAGGCGAAAACCGCAUCGCCGGCCGGAAACGGACAGCUUGCACCAUGGGUCAAGUUUCACUUGACUGAGGCAGACUACAAGUGGCGCGGCCGCUAUGGCUGCUGCUAUUGGUGCAACAACACCAAACACAAGACCUCCCAAUGCUCGGAUCAAGGCAAGGAGGAUGUUCGGGCUCUACCAACUCCGUUGAUGGACGCCGGAGUAGAGGUUGUCGACCUUCACGCCUACAUUGCGAAGAUCGACCGCGAGUUCAAGACACAACGGUACGACGACAUCGACGCACCAUUGUUAUAUGUACGCAUUCAGAUCGGAGAGGCGACCUGCAGCGCUUUGAUCGAUUGCGGAGCAUCUCGCAACUACAUGAGCCAAGACUUUAUGGUACGCGCCAGCCUUGGCCCACGCGUCCGGAGAAAGUCCCAGCCUACGCAAGUCACGUUGGAGGACGGUCACACGCACAUGUCAAUAGACCGGUGCAUAGAUGACGUCCCCGUGUAUUUUGCCCCGCAUGCAAGCGAGGCGGUGUCCUUCGAUAUUUUGGACACCAAAUUCGAAAUGAUCUUGGGCCUGUCAUGGCUGCGAAGCGAGGAUCACCCAGUGAACUUCUACCGCCGCACCGUUCACGUUCGUGAUCGGAACGGAGUACUAGUCCCAUGCACGGUGGCUCCUCCUCACCCUUCGAUCAGCUGCCACGUGGUGUCUGCCGCAAGCAUGCGAGCUUCCAUCAUCAGAGACGACAUCGAGGAGAUGGGGGUGUGUUUUCUCCACGCCCUCCCGCCCCAUGACGCUUCAUCGACGGACUCAUCUUCGGACCCACGCAUCACUGAACUUCUCGACGCCUACGGCGACGUGUUCGAAGGCCCGCACGGAGUAGUACCGGAUCGGCCCAUCCGCCACGAGAUCAUCCUCGAGGACGGGGCUGUACCUCCGCGUGGUUGCAUCUACCGAAUGAGCGAGGAAGAGUUAAGUGUGUUGUGGGCACAACUCGACGACCUUCUGGAGAAAGGCAGGAUUUGGCCUAGCUCAUCGCCAUACGGUGCUCCCGUUCUCUUCGUCCGGAAGAACAACAAGGAUUUGUGGUUGUGCAUCGAUUACCGCAAGCUCAACGCGCAAACGAUCAGAAACGUCGGCCCUCUUCCACGCAUCGACGACCUUCUCGAACGACUGGGCGGCGCCAAGUUCUUCUCCAAGCUUGACCUCAAGUCGGGAUAUCACCAACUCGAGAUUCGGCAGGAGGACCGCUACAAGACCGUGUUUAAGACGCGAUAUGGGCAUUUCGAAUGGCUGGUUAUGCCAUUUGGCCUUACGAAUGCCCCGACCACUUUCCAAGCGGCUAUGACAACGGAGUUCCGACACAUGCUGGAUCGAUUCUUCCGACACAUGCUGGAUCGAUUCGUACUUAUCUACCUCGACGGCAUCCUGGUGAAAAGCCGGAGUUUGGACGAGCAUGUGGAACACCUGCACACCGUUUUGGAGCAGCUACGACAAGCCAAGUACAAAGCCAACCGCAACAAAUGCGAAUUCGCGCGGCAGGAGCUGGAGUACUUGGGACAUUAUGUGACGCCGCAAGGCAUCCGUCCGCUUGCGGACAAGAUCGAGGCCCUCCACGUAUGGCCCGAGCCCACCAACAUCACGGACGUUCGUUCAUUCAUGGGGUUGGCGGGCUACUAUCAGCGAUUCAUCACCAGGUACUCAAGGAUUGCUGCACCUAUGACGAGAUUACAAUCGCCAAGGGUGCCAUUCGUAUUCGAUGACGACGCACGCCGGUCAUUCCAAGCACUUAAGACGACCAUGCUCAUGGCACCCGUCCUUAGCAUCUAUGACCCCACCCUGCCUACGAGAGUGACAACUGACACUUCCGGCUAUGGCAUUGGGGCAGUCUUGGAACAACACGACGGCGACGACUGGCACCCUGUGGAGUAUUUCAGCCACAAAGUGCCUCCCACCAAUUCGCUUGAUGAUGCAAGGAAGGAGCUGCUCGCGUUCGUGAUGGCUCUCAAGCAAUGGCGACACUUCCUCCUUGGGCGUCGUAGGUUCACAUGGGUCACGGACAACAACCCAUUGACCUACUACAAGACGCGGGAUACGAUUAGCAGCACGAUCGGACGAUGGAUGUACUUCAUCGACCAAUUUGACUUCACACCGAAACAUCUCCGGCCUCUCCAAUCGCGCAGCAGAUGCACUCUCGCGAAGACCUGAUCUUUGCGCUAUGACACAUCAUGCCUUCGCAUUCGACGAGGAAAUCCAGCAACACUUCAUCCGGGGCCAUGAGUCUGAUCCGGACUUCGCCACGUUGUAUGCGCAGCUAUCUUCGGAUCACCCGCCGGCCAGCCACUAUCGCAUUGCCGACGGGUACUUGCUCCUCCACUCGAGAGGCAAGGACUUAUUGUGUGUCCCACGAGACCGUCGUCUUCGGACUCGCCUUCUCGGGAAGUACCAUGACUCGCGACUCGCCGGCCAUUUCGGAGUCAACCGCACUAUUGCACGGCUUCGA
Messenger RNA from Chara braunii, 3405 nucleotides. The record is from the annotation of a GenBank genome assembly. NCBI's taxonomy places the organism in Eukaryota, Viridiplantae, Streptophyta, Charophyceae, Charales, Characeae.